Bacidia gigantensis is the source of this 3102-nucleotide messenger RNA. RefSeq lists its product as uncharacterized. Lineage: Eukaryota; Fungi; Ascomycota; Lecanoromycetes; Lecanorales; Ramalinaceae. The transcript is spliced from 7 exons. Bases 1 to 3102 code for a protein of 1033 amino acids. The record is from RefSeq and is a predicted model, not a curated record.
AUGGGCUCGACGGAAAAGCGGAGGAACAGCAAAACAAUCUCACAAUCGAAGAGGAUGGUCGACACGGCACGCAUGAUUGCAAAUCCAACGCUUAUGUUUGAGAUGUAUGCUGGCGCAGCCAAGAUCAUUGUUGUCGCAACUGUUUUCUUGCACUCAUAUACCGUCCAUGCCAUACCUCACUUUCAAAGGCUCCGACGGGAAAAUGGGGCUUCCUCGGGUGUGGGGACCGCUUUUGGUAGCAGUGCGUCUGCCUCAGUGUUCCCAUAUUACAACAGCACACUGGCUCAGAAUGGUACCCAACUUGUAACAGCAACAACGGGGCCAGCCACUACUUCCACAGCGUAUCAAGGGGCGCAAUCAACUCCAUCUAGUAACCAAAAAGCUCAAAAUCAGCAGUCGCGCGGCGUUUUGUUCCCUGCGGUGCAUUGGAGUCAGCCAGUGCAGGACUUGAAGAACCUGGAGCCAAGCCAGCAGCAAACUUUCUACUAUACACCUGGUGGUGCAUGCAGUCACAAUGAAGAACAUACCUUUGCUCAGGUCUCGACCAAUACCUCUCAUCCCUCGGUAGUUUGCUCACAUUCCGAACGUAUACAAGUGUCCAGCUGCCAUGAUAAGAAUAUUGUUGUCAGCUGUAGCGAUCAGGAUACAGUUGAUCGCAUUGUUUCGACCUGGCCGACAGAUUCGCCCUUCAUAUUCAUUACUUUCGAGGACGGAUGUGGCAAAUCUAGUGAUCAGCAUACUUUCUGGCUUGCUAAGGGUGUUGAAGUUGACUAUGAGGCAAAGUCGAUCAGUGUCACUGUAGUGCAGGAACUCUCGAUCGCGGAAGCAAUGCCAGAAGUCGAGGUUAGCUGGGGUAUCUACUCACCUAGUCAAGGUGGCACCCCAAAGACAAAUCCGCCAACUCCGCCGUAUCCUGUAAAUGGCAAUCAUACAUCUGGAUUCAAUAGCACCUCUGGUCUCAACGAUACCGCUUCUGGCUCUGCAAACAGCAGCUGUGGUGCACCACCCUCUCUUAUGAUUGACGGUUUCUACACGGCAACUUGUGGCUCUCCUACUUUCGAUGCAGAUAUUGAUGCAGAGAUUGGCUUCCUGGAAUUUGAUAGUAACGACUACAGCAGUAGUCUCGAGAACUUUGCACCGAACACUGAUGACGAUUAUAGUCAAUCUGAUAAUGCUGAUCAGGGGUUUAACGUCGAACAGUCGCGCAGAAUGGUUAGGUUACGCCGUCGCGGUUGGCUUGACGGUGCCAAGAAUCUGUGGAACAAAGGGAAACAAUUUGUCAGUAACUUGGGAGCAGCAGCUGUAGAUCUAGGCAAACAGGCAAUACAAGGCAUUUCUGAUGCUUUGACUAUUGCUCCUACGGCAUCAGCUAACUUGCCUAUCAAUGUUGCACUUUCAAAUCUCGUUGAUUCGCCGUGGGGCCCAGCGAAGCAACUCUUUAAGAAAGAGAAAGAUUCCAAAGGCGGGGCGGUCAGCGGUAGUGUCACAUUAUACUGCGUUGACUGCGGCGUCCAAGGGACUGUCCUGGUAUUAGGGCGGCUUAGAUACAGUAUCCUUGCUGGUUUAACUCAAGCCGAAGCCAGUCUGAAUGGCAACAUUGCCGCCGGGUUGCAGAUUGGCAUUGAUGCUGAGGCGGAAUUCAAGCAGGAGUAUCGAUAUCCGCUGUAUUCGCAAGGAAUCCCAGUCCCGCCGCUUUCCGUAUCUGGAAUCUACUCAAUUGGUCCUGUCGUCACGCUGGAUGCCGAGAUUGAUAUUGGAGUCACUCUGGCUGGUCAAGUGCUAGCAGGAGCGAAAGUGACCAUACCAAAUUUCGCUGCGAACCUCGAUCUUGUGGACAACUCAAAGUCAUCAACCUCGGGAUUCACUCCACAGGUAGAGAAAGUCUUCCAAGCGAAAGGUACUAUUACAGCAACUGCGGGUAUAGGUCUUCCUAUUGGUGUCGGACUGGGCAUUGAUAUUCCUGCAAUAAAAUUCCGCAAGACUGCCGCAGUAUAUGAGAAGCCAAGUAUCGAAGCAACAGCAAAGUAUUUGGGGAGUACUACAGGCGAGGGGAUUGGCGGAGACACUACAUGUGUAAAUGGCGUGAGCUAUCAGAUAUCAUUCAAGAAUAAUCUAUACGCCGACUUCUUUGGUCUCAAGAAAAUUGACAUUGACCAACGAACAGUCCCACUUACGGGAGAUUGCAUCCCGGUCGGAGCCCCUACUAAUACUGGUGGCACGGAUCAACCACCAGCAGAUCCCGCUUCCCCAGCGCCGAACGACCCCGAGACUCCCGCUGACAACCCUGACCCGACCCCUCCAGAAACCGGAGAUGUAGGAGGCAACACCAAGCGAGCUAUCACCAAGCGCGGUGAUGAGCCAUUCGACUUCGUAGACGGCGACGACGACGACUUACCCGCAGACAACGAACCCUUCGACUCGCUCAGCGACCUCGCCCUCAACGAAGCAGACCAAGAUCUCACAACCACAGGCAACACCACGAACGAGAUCCCAGACGAGACCUAUGUCUACAUCAACGACGCCUCCGCCACCUACGGUCUCGAAAUCGACCCUCUAAACGGCAACAUCUACCUCACGUCCGGCAACGGCGGCUCCCUCUUCGCAGCAACCUCCGGCUACGCCAUCGGUGACGCAGAAGGCCGCUUCCUACAUUAUUACCCUGAUCUCAUGCAGAAAUACGGCGUCUCGCGUUUCCGCGUCUCGAGCGAGAUUGCGAUCCCGAAAGAUGCGGACUUUGUGGGGCUGGUGCCGAUUCCGCUUGAUGAUAAUAAGCCGGGUGAUAUUUACGCUGCGCUUGAUACGAGUGGGAAUGCUUUCUUGACCAUUACGUGCGAUUUUGAGGGGGAGGGGCAGAAUACAAGCUUCUCAUACCACCUAAACGGCUUCGCUCGUUCCGGCGGCUCCGGGCCCCCCGCUUUCGCCUGCGAAUUCUCCUCCUUAUCCCCCUUCACCAACUGCGUCGCCUCGUCCGCGGAUGUCAAACACGUAGCAGCGAACCAACUCGCCACCGUCGAGUUUUCCUUAGUGGAGCAAGUAGACGUGCACCCGAACAACGAGCCGUGCGAGCAGAAACAAUUCCUGGAUUCGGAGGUGCAGCCAUAA